CCGGAAUCGACUUGAGUCGUUAUACAUGCUACAAGUCAAGGUAUAAAUACCCCUUCAAGCGUUCAGAAAUGGUUCUUGUUACUACAGUUCUUUCUCAACUCAUCAGCCAUUUUCUCGAGCUACAUAUCUACCGUUUGUUUGCCUGCUGUGUCAUCGUUUCAUAACGAUAUAUAGUAUCCCAAGUUCUACAUUAUACAGCCCCCUUUCUUGAAUAACCCUUAACCAUGGCCAUGAAAUCCGAGAUUUUGGCGAUGUACCAGCAGCAAGACUUCGCCGCUCGGUACAAGAUCGCCGAACAAGUCACUGGCCCAUUCGCGCAGGCGCUGGUUGACAUGUCUGGCGUAGCUGAGCCUACCCAAAAGCCGUUGGCUAUUUUCGACAAUGCUUGUGGCACGGGCAUCAUUUCGAGCGUGCUCCGCCAAAAGGUAGACACUGACUACCAGAAGAGCUGGAAACUUACCUGCGGCGAUUUCAGUGAGGCGAUGGUUGAAUUCACAAAGCUCGCGAUCGAGGCUGAAGGCUGGGCAAACGCCGAGGCCAAAAUCGUGAAUGCACAAGACACGGGGCUUCCCAGUGGAGAGUUUACCCAUGUCUUUGCGGGCUUUGCGUUCACGACGUUUCCUGAUCCUAAAGCUGCAGUGAAAGAAUGUUUCCGAGUCCUUCAGCCGGGUGGUAUUGUCAGCAGCUCAACCUGGCAAUCAACAAACUGGAUCGAGAUUGCGAAGACUGUUGUCGAAAGAAUGCCACCCGGAGACCUUCGUUUUCCAUCUGUGAAAGAAUUCCUCGCGAUCUUCAAUGAGGGCUGGGACUCCGAGUCCUAUGUACGCUCCCAGUUCGAACAAGAGGGAUUCGAGGAUGUGAAUACCACUACUGUUGACAAGUAUUUGUCAGUCACCAUACCGGAGUUCAUGGAGCUUAUCAGGCCAAUACUUGGCGCGGGGAUGGGCAAAUUCUGGACCCAGGCACAACGGGAAGAGCAUGAGAAAGAUGUCAUCCCCGCGAUUAGGAGGUACCUAGAAGAGACCUAUGGUGCGGAUGGAUUGGUUCCUUUGGAGCCUGUGGCGGUUCUUGCGACGGCUCGUAAGCCUUGGUGAUUAUGAUACUAUCAAGUAUGGUCAUCAUAGACAGGCAUUUCAUAUGGCUGUGCCGGC
Molecule: messenger RNA, 1151 nt
Organism: Aspergillus steynii IBT 23096
Lineage: Eukaryota; Fungi; Ascomycota; Eurotiomycetes; Eurotiales; Aspergillaceae
Gene: gtmA
Product: gliotoxin thiomethyltransferase
Exons: 4
Coding region: 225-1094 (289 amino acids)
Molecular function (GO): S-adenosylmethionine-dependent methyltransferase activity
Source: RefSeq, a predicted model, not a curated record